Messenger RNA from Theobroma cacao (cacao), 1506 nucleotides. RefSeq names its product putative invertase inhibitor. Gene Ontology annotation, biological process: negative regulation of catalytic activity. The record is from RefSeq and is a predicted model, not a curated record. Gene Ontology annotation, molecular function: pectinesterase inhibitor activity. NCBI's taxonomy places the organism in Eukaryota, Viridiplantae, Streptophyta, Magnoliopsida, Malvales, Malvaceae.
GACAACCUUUGUCUUCCCAUUCUCAAUGCCAGGAUGCCCACGGCAAUAAAUUUUUUACAGACCAUGGCCUAUUUGAUGCAUCUGUUUGAUUUUUUCUACAUUUUACGAACAUGGAAAAAGAAAAACUUUGCUUGUAGCCAACUUGCUUGUGGAUAAAUGAAGUCAUCAAAGUCUUGGAUGUUGAUAUAGUCAAUGUUUCUGCCUGCAAAAUGUGGGGCAGAGUUGCAGUAAUAAAUUAGGCCAAAUAAGUCAGAAUCACUGUCCCAUAUGACUUUUGGGACAGUUCUUAGAAGUUUUCAUUCUGCUGGUACUAGAAAAGUGAGCCUGAGAUUGAAUCUGAAGCUCUGAAGGAAAGAAAUGGAAGAAGCUGAAUCCAAGUAAACAAAACAAUUUUAUCUGAAUGCCCCUUUUGUUAAAUGUGAAGAAGCUUGCUUCCAGCUGGAGCACACAUGCCAUUUUCUUUUUUUUUUUCUCUCUAAAUGCUUAUCUCAAAAGCUUUUGGUUUGCAACUUGCAUUUAUAGUAUGGGCAGGCUUCUCAUCCUGUGGGUUGUCAAUUGCCUUUUAGCAUUUGUUUCUUGGUGAAUUAGUAUCUAAACGUGUGAAUUAGAAUGAUUAUUUUAUUGAGAAUCUUUAGUAACCAAAUAAAACUCUAACCUUCCAAAUUUGAGCAGAUGCAUCCUUUUCCACAUGAUCUGUGCUUUUAUAUAAGUUCUCACAAGGUUCAGGCCUUCAGCAAAUUUGUGUCAAAUUUCAUAUAAUGGGGUCUGUAGGAAUUGCAGUAAUUUCUGUUGCUCUCCUGGCUCUCAACUUGAUAUCUUGCUCUUCAGGGGUCGAGCAAGAGACUCUGAUGACCAUAUGCUUCCCAACAGAAAACCAAGAAUUCUGUGAGAAUCUUUUGAUGAGUGAUCCCCGGACCAGCUCUGCUGAUCUUCCUCUACUCUCGGUAAUCUCAAUUCAACUAACAGAGAAGCAGGCGAAGGAGAAUCAUCUCAGUUUCAUGCAGCUCCAUGACAAUGCCACUGAUCCCUCGAUGAAGGAUCCAUUAAACAAAUGUGUGGGAAUUUAUGAGGAGAUGAUAAGCAAAGUUGAAGAGGCAUACCAGUUGUCUAUGGCAAAACGGUACAAGGAUAUUAGCCAACUGGCUGAGACUACAAAGCUUGCUUACCAGUGUGAGAACGGGAUUCCAUUAAAAAAUAAUGCAAGCAUGGAGAUUAGCGAGACAAUGAUCUUGACCAGUGAGACCUCCGACUAUGUCAACAUCUAUAUUGCCCGCCAAUGACCAUGUGAUUCGCUGGUAUCUCCUUCCCUUCCUUGAGGAAGUUUGAGGUUUUCUGGGGGCAUUCGGAUGGGGUGGAUGAAAAAAAAUAAUUGCUGCAACAAUGUAACAGAAAUUUAGCCUUGAUGUAAUCUUCUGCUGCUGGUAAUUUAUUAAAUAUAGUUUUAAGGCAUCCAUCUUUCAUAAAACAACAGAAAUUAAGUUGUGCAGUUGCAUCAGAAUCGACUAC